This is a messenger RNA of Branchiostoma belcheri (Belcher's lancelet), 1401 nucleotides long. RefSeq names its product hydroxysteroid dehydrogenase-like protein 2. The record is from RefSeq and is a predicted model, not a curated record. The transcript has 9 exons. Lineage: Eukaryota; Metazoa; Chordata; Leptocardii; Amphioxiformes; Branchiostomatidae. The coding region runs from base 54 to 1289 and encodes 411 amino acids. Gene Ontology annotation, cellular component: mitochondrion.
UGCCUGGGAGUAUCGUGUGACAGUUUCUCAACAACUCACACCGGCCGGACAACAUGCUAAAUACCGGGAAGCUAGCGGGUCGUACCAUAUUCAUUUCGGGGGCGAGCAGGGGGAUUGGGAAAGCCAUCGCCAUCAAGUGUGCUCGAGACGGAGCCAACGUUGUCAUCGCGGCCAAGACGGCAGAACCCCACCCCAAACUUCCAGGGACCAUCUACACAGCAGCUGAAGAAAUUGAAGCAGCUGGAGGAAAAUGUCUGCCAUGUAUCGUGGACAUCCGAUAUGAGGAUCAGGUCCAGUCAGCAGUAGAGCAGGCUGUGCAGAAGUUUGGAGGGAUUGACAUCCUGGUGAACAACGCCAGCGCCAUCAGUCUGACUGGGACACUGGAGACACCCAUGAAGAAAUAUGAUCUCAUGAACGGCAUCAACGCAAGGGGAACGUAUCUCGUUUCCCAGAAGUGCCUUCCCUACCUCAAGACUGGGAAGAACCCCCACAUCUUAAACAUCAGUCCUCCACUCAACAUGCAGCCUCACUGGUUCAAGGGACACGUCGCCUACACAAUGGCCAAAUAUGGCAUGUCCAUGUGUGUACUUGGCAUGGCAGAAGAGUUGAAGCCUGACAGGAUAGGGGUGAAUGCCCUUUGGCCUCUGACUGCCAUCUCCACAGCUGCUAUGGACAUGCUCGCUGGCGUUGAUGCGCAGAAGCAGUGUCGUAAGCCUGAGAUCAUGGCGGACGCUGCUUAUGUCAUGGUGACGCGGGACAGUAAGUCCUACACGGGGAACUUCGCUAUCGACCAGGAUGUUCUGAAGGAGGAGGGGAUACAGGACCUUGACCAGUACUCAUGCGUUCCAGGCCAUCCCCUGAUGCCAGACUUCUUCCUGGACAUCACAGCAGAGGAGCUGAACAAGGAUCUCCCCCAGGCGGCGGCAGGUGGCGCGUCACAGGCGGCGGCAGGAGGACCCGCCAAGACAUUUGAGGUCAUCAACAGCCUCGUGUCUGAGGACAUCCUCAGCACUGUCAAGGGGGUCUUCCAGUUUAACCUCACAGGUGCAGAGGAAGGCACCUGGCACCUGGACCUGAAGAACACGCCAGGUGGGGGCGGGGCGGGGGAGCCUCCCUCAGGUAAACCUGACGUGCUGAUGACCCUGGACUCGGCAGACUUUGUGAAGAUGUUUGCAGGAGAACUGCAGCCGACACAGGCCUUCAUGUCGGGAAAACUGCGCAUCAAGGGGGACCUGGCCAUGGCUAUCAAGCUGGAGAAACUCAUGGGGCAGAUGAAGUCUAAGUUGUAGUAGGAAGUAUCCAACAGGCUGCUGUGAAAGUUGUAAUGCUACAAUGUAGUUACCUGAUACUGUAAAUUCAUUUAUUUCCAUGUGGACAGAAGAAAGGAGGCUUUUGCGGUGU